CGCAGUCGCAGUCGCAGCCGCAGCUUGUAGCUGGGCAAACGCCUGAUCCAUCCGAUGCUGGGCCGUGUUGCCGGCCGCCCGGCGCAUGGCGCGCGAGAUGAACCGGGUGUUUGCAUGCUUGGCCAGGGCAGGAUGCUGGUAGUAGGACGACCCGACCAGCAUUGAGAGGGUGGCCACGCGUUGCCGGUGCCCCAGGAGCCCGGGGCUGGUUGCAGUCGACAGAUGGGGCACCAUGGUCGACAGGGCAUAUGUCUCAUGGCGGUGGUCCGACACCGGGGCCGACACGGGCUGGAUCAGAGGGACCCCCUCGAAGGUGGCAGUAUCAUCACCGGGGGUGGCCUUCCAGCGGCUACCGGCAGAGGCCCGGAUCCCAGGGCCGGCGCCCGUCCGGGCCGCCACGUGGCGACCGCGCUGGAACGGGCACACCUCCUGUGCCGGGUGCUGGCCACACGCCAGGCACAGGUCCACCAGGUCCUUCUCGCGCCGAGAGGCGGCCGACACCUGCAGGGCCCACGGAUGGCCAACCAUGCCCUUGGACCGGUUCUUCGGGCAGGGAGUGGCAGCAUCGUGGGCACCGCAGUACGUGCAGAGACCCUGCAUCUGACGGCGCUGACGCUCCUGCUGGGUGAGGAUAAUCUGACCGGAGGGCAGGGCCAUUCGAGCAUCGGCGGAGGCGUCCCCGGCGACCUUGGGCACCCGGUCCUUGUUCUUCUUCUUUUGCUUCUUCGCCGCCGUCACCGUCGCCGUCGUCCCAGAGGAGACUUCCACCGGGUCCUGGUGCUCGGUUUGGGCCUCGACCUCCGGACCGGUCUCAGCCUCAGCACCAUCAACGGUCUCGGUCGACUGCUGCUUGGAGGGCUUCUUGGUGGGGCGAUACUGCUGUGAAGCUGUGAUGGUGGCGCAGGGCUGUCCACUCGGGUGUAGCCCACAAUAGACACACAGGUCCUGCCGCAGGCGACGGUCAUGCUCGGCCAUGGUCAAAGCACGGACCCCAUUCACCAGGAGGAUGCCUCGCCGGGCAAGGUGCUGGCAGGGCACGGAGUUCGCAUGGAGGCCACACUCCUCGCACAGGUCGAGGCUACGACGCCGGCGCUUCUCGGCCUUGGGCACGAUCACCCGGUUGUUCUUCAACAAGACGCGAUACCGCUGGAGCAUCUUCGGACACUCGACGGAGCUCGGGUGCUCACCGCAGUAGAAGCACAAGUCCUCCUGGAUACGGCGAGUGGCCUCGGCCGGCCGGAGGCGGAAGCGCCCACCGACAAACUGGUGCGUCGUGCUGCCGGUGGCCCAAUUGGGACAGGGCUCAUGCCAUGCGUGUUUUCCACAGGCUUCACACAGGCCGAGGUUGCGGAAGAGGAGCCGAUGCGCCUUCGGCGGGAGGGGCGUCAGCCCGUGCGCGGGCGAGAAGCGCAAACUGCGCGUGUUCCGGGGCGGGAACUGGCCAAACAGCGACAGUCCAAGCGGCCGCCGGCCGGGGGACUCCCGUGCCCGAGCCAGCGCCUGGCGCAGGGUCAUCGCCGGGAGGGGCUUGCGCGUGAUUCGCGGCGCCGAGCUGGACAUGCCGGGCCAGGCUGCGGUCCCAUUCUGGAGUUCCUCAAGCCGGGGAUACCGGGAGUUGUGUGUGCGAUCCUCGGCGCGGGAGUCGGCCUGGUCGUCGUCCGAGUCAUCGAAGACGGCCCAGGAGUCCCGGCGCUGGCGAGUGUGAGCCCCACCAUGGCGGAGGGACCGGCCGCGACCAGGCUCAGGGGAGAUGUGCUCGGUGUCCUGGAGCUCGGGAUCGUGGAGGGAACUGCUGUGGCGCGAAUCGCGACGCGACUUGCGCAGCACAUUGGUGGGCACCGGGUCGUCGCUCACAUCCCGGGGCUCCUGGUCAUGGAGCUGCGCGAGAUCGACGAGCCCGGGGUCAUGGAGGGAGCUAUUGCGCCAGGAGGCAGAUCGACGGCCCUCACGGCGCUCGCCCUGGUGAUGCUCGGCCUCCGCCUCGUCAUGGUCGUCAGGCCGGAAUUGCGGGACAAAGGCCGCCGAUCCGUGGGGCUGCUGGGACAGGAAGUUCCGUGAUGAUGAUGAUGAGGAGUAGUCGGCGGCCGCAACAGCACGGGCCGUGCGCGACAGCCGGGCUGGUCUCAGCAGCGUGAGCAACGUCUCCUUCGGGCACGCGCGCGCGCGGGAGAGAGAGAGAGAGGAGUUGGAUGGACGACCUAGGUCAGGACGAAGCAAAGGCAGGGCCAAGGGAGGCCGACGAGAGGAGGGCCGGCGACAGACCGAGAGUGGCGAAGGAGGGCGAGCGACGCGGCGGAGGAUGGCAAGAGAAUGCAGCAGGAGGGCGCAGCGGGAGGAGCAGGGGAAAAGAAGAGCAGAUACAAUGCGUGGCAAUAUCGGGAGGGGGAGGGGGGCGGGGGGUAAGGAGG
This is a messenger RNA of Fonticula alba, 2408 nucleotides long. RefSeq lists its product as hypothetical. The coding region runs from base 964 to 2058 and encodes 364 amino acids. The transcript has a single exon. The record is from RefSeq and is a predicted model, not a curated record. Lineage: Eukaryota; Rotosphaerida; Fonticulaceae.